GACUUUUGCAAGUUUAGUUAUCGACUGUUCAAGUUCAAGGCUUAUUAAGUUUUGUGGGAUUAACAAUUACAGUAUGACUCCUGUAGUAAUGCUUUCGUUUGUGUAACUUCUGCAAGAGAUGUCCGAAGGACAAGUGAACCUCAUUAGAAUAAAGUGCUCUUUGUUAGUCAUGUGGAGUACUGUAAGGGAGGAAGGAUGUUCAUCUUAGCUUGCUUCGUCUUCGUCUCCUUUAGCUUACUUCGUCUCCUUCGUUUCCUUGGAUUGUUGACAGUUUGUCAAUCAACGGACACAUUACUCGAGAAAGGGGAGGAAGUAAUAAUGGAGGGCUAUUUAUCAUUGGCUAUUAAUGGAUGCAGUAAAUAAAUGGUAUGAAUAACAGCUGAUUACAACACGGUCAGAUGGCGGUGAAUUCUGUUUUGGUAAUGCAGUUACUUUGCUCAGUAAACCAGUUCAUGGGGAGUCGGAGCAGUCGGAGCAACGGAUCCAGAAAAGUCGUUGUAAACAUGCGCCUGUGCGAUACUGCUCGCCACCUACGUCUGAGAGUGACGAUCAUUCAAGAAGCGCUUCAAUCCAACGUGAUGAUGUUGGUCCGCUGUUACCGGAGGCACAUUCUCAAAGACGUGAAAGACGCUUGGCACAUGCUCGACGUUUUGGCAUUGAUCCUCCGCCGCAAACUGUCGAUAUCGAGGAAAAUGAAGUGGAUGAGUUGUACCGUUCCAUGGAUGUCCAAGUGCGCAGUUCUCGUCACAGACUUCAUUCUGUAUAUGUGCGAGGUGUUGAUGGCCUUUCUACAUAUCAAAUUGAAAAAAUAUUCGCUGAAUUUGAUCCGGUAGCGGUUGAAAUGAUUGAUGAAGUGAGCUGUAAUGUCAUUUGGAAUGAUCGUUUUGCUGUCGCUAAAAUGAUGCUAGAGAUGACAAAACCAUUGAAACGAGUUCGUAGCAGUCGCCAAGUGGAAGAGGGUGAAGUCGCGGAUAGUGGCGAGGAAGAAGAAGAUGGCGAAAUGCGAGAGGAGCAGGGAGAUGAUGUUACGAUCAGUAUGGUUAAAGGAUCGAUGUCGAAUAAGAGAAAUACGGAAGCCAAUGUAAUUGAAGUAGAAGUUGAUCAAGUUGAAAUACCACCUGGAAAAUGGCGUGUAAUAACAAAACAUGUUGGACAUAAGCGGCUGAUUAUAUUGCGAUUCAGUUUAAGAGAAGAUAUAGCAAAAGGUCGCAAGAGUUCUAUGGAUAAACGAGGAAAAAUUACUUCAGAUUCAGUGGAUCCGGAUGGUUAUACCUAUAAAUGGAUGAAUCGAAGAAAUCGAGUGCGACCCGGGUUAAAUAUCUUUGAUGAGAAGGGUAACGAGCUAGAAUGGGAUUAUGAGCAUGAUACGAGAUUUUAUGAAGACCUGGGAAAAACAGUGGAAGCAAAGAAGGACAACUCGCCAAUACCGGCGGAUGACAAAGUGAUUAUUGUCGGUACGAGAAAACACAAAAUUAAGACACGUGGGCGUGGAGCAAAACGAUUUAAAACUGUUGCUGAUUUGUCGUCUGAUAUUGGAUCGUUGGCAGCUGAUCGCGAAGACCUUCACCCACUGAAAAGAAAGUUCGCAAGUGUCACUGAUGGAAAUGCUAUUAGAAAUGAAGAUGAAAGCGAUCUGAGCGACGAUCGGGAUCCCAGUCCAACACCGCAGCCUUGGGAUUUGAAGAAAACUGGUGUUCAUUUGCGCGUCGUUGUACCGAAAAUGAAAGGUGACAAAAAGUGAUUAAAACUGACACAAUUGUUUCGAACCAGAGAUGGUAACAGCAGUAGUUAACUUUAGUUGCAAAGCUUUUAAAGGCGGAAAGUCUGAUGGUUGGGAUACAACUUUCUCAUAAUUAGGAAGAAACUGUUCUAUAUAGUAAAGAGAAAUGCAGGAAAAAAAAGAUGAAUUGAGAUGAAGUUACGAACGGAAAUUGAU
This is a messenger RNA of Loa loa (African eye worm), 1936 nucleotides long. RefSeq lists its product as hypothetical. Gene Ontology annotation, cellular component: cytosol; nucleus. NCBI's taxonomy places the organism in Eukaryota, Metazoa, Nematoda, Chromadorea, Rhabditida, Onchocercidae. Gene Ontology annotation, molecular function: mRNA binding; RNA 7-methylguanosine cap binding. The transcript is spliced from 11 exons. The coding region runs from base 719 to 1741 and encodes 340 amino acids. The record is from RefSeq and is a predicted model, not a curated record.